This is a messenger RNA of Porites evermanni, 981 nucleotides long. The record is from the annotation of a GenBank genome assembly. NCBI's taxonomy places the organism in Eukaryota, Metazoa, Cnidaria, Anthozoa, Scleractinia, Poritidae.
AUGGAUGAUUCGAAGAGAUUGGACUUUGGCUUUGACAGUGGUCGUGGUAUGAGUUUGGAUUACGCCGGAUCUGGAAUGGAUCGUGGAUUGCCCGAUUUUUCGAUUCAGUUACCUGUGGUUUCAACUCGGAGCGAUAUUUCUUUACCUUCUUGUGUUUCUACGAAUGUGUUUUUACAGCCAUUGAGCGCUUCGAGGGAAGGCGAUGGCUAUCAUUUUCGUCCCAGGCCCCCGCCGACUACUCGCGUUGAAUUUUUGGAAUUGGAUCUGAAAAGGGACUCACGGAACCAGCGGAGUAGGGCAAUGCAGUGGUCAAAUAUUAGCAAGGAAAUAGACAGUUUAUUAAAGGAAAUUCAGUCUGAAAUUCAUGUAACAACGAGUCCAGAGGAAGCUAAGAAAUCUGUUGACUUGCUCUUGGAAAAAUGGGACAGGCUUGAGGGACUUCAUGGGAGGUACCUUGCAGGAAUUAACGAGAGAAAAUGCUUACAAUAUGUACAAGAACGUUAUUCUACCCUGAAACUUGAAGUGGACGAUAUUAUCAAUGAGUGUGAGGGUUCGUUUAGAAGACCAGACCCCCGGCAUGGUGAACUUGGAUUGGACCGCGGACUACCAGUCUGGGAUCCGAAACAAGUUGACAAUAAGUCAGUGCACAGCGUUGCUACUCAUGUUACCAAACAUUCUGAGGCAUUAUCAGUUUCCUCACAGACGAAAUCACUAAAGAGGGCACUGGUGUCCAAAAUGAAACUAGACUUAGCAAGAGCAAGGGCAAAGGAAGAUGCAGAAGUAGCAAGAGUGGCUCAUGAAUAUAAGCAAAGGAUGGAACUUAGGCGCCUUGAAAAGGAAGCGACAUUGGCUGAGCUUGAAUGGAAAAUUGAAAUGGACAACUUGACUGAAAGUAAACUCCCCCCUGUUGUAUCUAGCGCCUUGAAUACUUCUACGUUUAUUGUUAACAAGCAAUCACACUCCACCCCAGUCACGUCUGAG